GGCACUACCUGAGUUUAGCAGGUUACUUUGCUUUCAAGAUCUGUCUUGCUUCAUAAAAGCUUGAGUGGGAUCCAGUGAACAUCCUGUACACCCUAAUGUUUAUCAAGGUGAAGUUAGAGAGGGACAGACAGGUAGUUGGCUGCAGCUCCGGUAGAGUUAAGAAAAGACCCCCGAUGAGACCCAAGUAGACGAGGACAGCAGAACCUGGAUACCCAUGUUAUUGUUCUUUGCCCUUAUUUUCUUAUCUCCCACUAGAUAACAAUUGUUUUUACUCAGUUGUUACAAAAAGCAAAACGAUUCCUCAGGCAGAAACAUUUUAGACAAAGAGCCUUGCCUGGUACGCCGGACGCCAUCAUGAAAUUUUCUGCAAUUUUCUUACUCACAGCUGUCACAGGCUGUGUUGGAGCAGCUGCUGAUCAGCAAAUGUUGCAGGAUGAAAUUUAUUCUGCACUCAUAACCAGAAUCGAGGGUCUUGUGAACAGAGUUAGAGGUCUAGAGGACAUGGUCAGAACGCAAGCACAACUACUUGACAAUAUGGUUUCUGAGAGAAAGGAUUGGCUGGCGGAGAAGCAGUCCUUGCAGACAAGCUUUGAACACCUGAGGACGGUGUGCUCAGCAUCAAAAGUCAUCUCUUCAGACGAUAAAACAGAAAAUGAGAGCAAAGCUGUGGGUCAGACACCAGAAAUAGCGAGAGAAGCUGUCGACAACCAAAAGUUUGUUCGGUCGGACGACAGUGACCCUCUGGUACCGAUCGUGACCCAGCUCUCACAGAAGGUUUCCGAAAUGAGUGCCGAGCUCCAAGUCACGAAGACUGGACUGACCGAAGCUUCCACCUCUGUCUUUGUCAACUGGGGAAGCUCCUCGUGUCCAGACUCUGCUGUUCUUGUCUACUCCGGCGAGGUCGGGGGUUCUCAUUAUACUUCCCUCGGGGCAGCAGCCAACUACCUGUGUCUGCCUCUCUCUGGAGUAAACCUGGUCGACAGUUCCAACUCCAACAACGCGGGGCUUUACGGAUCGGAGUUCGAGAGUCAAGACAGUCACCAAGAUAAAGAUGUUGUGUGUGCCGUGUGUCGAUCGUCACGUGCCAACAACGUGAUGAUUCCGGCGACGACUGUCUGUCCGGGUGGCUGGACCUCGGAGUACAGCGGGUGGCUGAUGGCAGGGUACCCCGCGCAUAAUGCUGCCUCGGAAUUCAUCUGCGUGAACUCCAAGAUGGAGGAGAGGUUAGCCAGUGAAACAGAUAAUAACGGCAAACUCUUGUACUACACGGUCACGGUGUGUGGGAGUCUGCCAUGUCCUCCCUACGUCACUGGAAAGAGGGUCACGUGUGUCGUCUGCUCUAAAUAAAGAGCUACAAAAGGAAAUCAAGAAGAGACAGCCAACAAACCUUCGCUGCCAAUAUAUUCAAUCAUUGUUACAUGUAUGGCCGACAUGGUUUACUGCAUAAGUUCAUGUAUUUUGUAAACUUCUUACUAAGUCCGUGGAAAAUGAAUAAAAAAGACAUCGAAUAAUUCAUUCACAA
Pomacea canaliculata is the source of this 1522-nucleotide messenger RNA. RefSeq lists its product as uncharacterized. The coding region runs from base 355 to 1347 and encodes 330 amino acids. The record is from RefSeq and is a predicted model, not a curated record. The transcript is spliced from 2 exons. Lineage: Eukaryota; Metazoa; Mollusca; Gastropoda; Architaenioglossa; Ampullariidae.